GGGGGGAGCCACAGACUGGCAGGCGACCAUUUUGGGUUAGUAGUGAGGCGAGUGGAGGAGAGAGCAGUUGGUGGCAGUUGACGGAGGACAAGGCGAGGCAGUCAGUGGAUUCUUAUUUUCUCAGUUUCUUAUUUCAUUUAUUACUUGUUUUUCUCUUCUUGAAGAUGUGCCACAGGCUUUCUUCAUCCAGCAAUGGUGAGUAUUGGAGGAAACAAGAGUAGGGAGAGGAUCCCUCAGACCUGCUCCCCGCUGCCAGGACUCUCACUUGUGAGGAACUGGCAGCCUGACUUGCUGGAGCCGGAGCAAGAUCUCUUGCUCCAGGUGAUGCAGAGCUGCCAGGCAGCUGCCCUGAGAGGCCUCCACGCCCUUCAGGUGUCCAAGCACUGGACAGCAGAGGCCGUUCUGGGGAGGGACCCCCAUGGGGAGGUGGGGGAGGGAGGGGCUUUGGGGAAGGGGUUGUCCGUCUGCCGGAGAGAAGGACCCUCCUGGCUUACGUUCACGUAUCCUGUUUGAACGGGGAAUCAUCUGAGGGACUUCCUGUGAAAAUCUGCGUCAGGAAUGCGGUUCCUACAAUGGAGGCAUGUGCAACAUGGCUAUACUAUGGAACUGUAGUAGGCUCCAAUUUGGACUUUAUGAACAUAUGUGGAACAGAAACUAGCAGACACUUGGUCUUUAUGAAUGAACUGAUUUAUUGGGACUUCCGUCUAUAUUAUUGCACUUUAUGUGUUGUUUAUGUGCAAGAUAAACAUUUGAUGUUGUGAUAAGAAUAUAUAGAAGAGUAUUGUUUAUGUGAAUGAACAGCCGGUUACGUCUUGUGUGUUUGUCCAUUCCAGGAACAGCAUUCCUGACCCAGAUGUUCACAGGAAGUCCCUAAGAUGAUUCCCUAAGAAUAUAUAGAAGAGUAUUGUUUAUGUGAAUCCACAGCCGGUUACGUCUUGUGUUUGUCGAAUGUAUUUCAUGUAAUAACAAGAUGCUGUUUUGCAAAUUCCUAGAAUGGAGGCAUGUGCAACAGGUCAAUCGCGAUCUACUGGUCGAUCCACAACUCUGGUCAAUGCUCCCUGAGAAAAGCUCAACAACUCUGGCCAAAGACAAUGGGUAGAUGACUGGCAGGUUUUUAUUACUGGGAGUAGAUCUCAGCAUCUUGGAAGUUGGACGUCCCUGCUACAAUGCAUAGGUAAAGGUAAAGGGACCCCUGACCAUUAGGUCCAGUCCUGGACGACUCUGGGGUUGCGGCACUCAUCUCGCUUUAUUGGCCGAGGGAGCCGGCGUACAGCUUCCGGGUCAUGUUGCCAGCAUGACUAAGCCGCUUCUGGCGAACCAGAGCAGCGCACGGAAACGGAAGGCGAAGGGGUAGAUUUAAGAGACCAAAUUCCCAAGGGCAUAAAACCUUUUCAGUCAGUUUAAAAUCCACUUUCCCAGUUUGAUGUCCUAAGACAUAUACCUCAUUCAGCCCACAUUUUACCAGCUUCCUCACAUAAAUCUCACAGAGGACUCUGUUAAAAGCCUUACUGAAAUCGAGGUGCACUAUUUCCACAGCAGUUCCCUGAUCAACAAAGUUUGUAACUCCAUCCGAAAAAAGAAAAGAAGAAAAGGAGAGAUUUCUCUGGCUUGACUUGUUUUUGAGAAAGCCAUGCUUUCAUCCUGCAUGUUGUAAAAUCUUCAGAUGAAGGGCAAAUAAAUUUAAAAAAGAAUAAAUGAGGAUAUUGACAUGUGCAAAGCAAGGCGAUUUAUGUCUUCAUUUAAUUUGGAAACCACCCGACCCAGUGGUGCCGACUUGAAUAAAAUAUUGGUGGAGGGCCAGGUAAGGCCCGCCUUGCGCUAUCAAUCACAUGAUGCAUGCACACCAUUUGAAUGGCAAUGCCUAUAAUGGCAGCAACUUUUUAAAAAAGUAAUAUUUUGAGCCCGUAGUUCAAUUUCCCAGCAGCUCCCCUUGCCCCGCAGAACACUUCUAGCAUUCCAUCUCCUCUACCUGUGGCAUUCUUCAGCAGUGGGGAAAGUGACCUCUUCACAACGGAUUUCCAUUUGGUAUGGCCCUUUCCAGAUUUUUCCCUGCCCCUUGUGUUUGUCUUUCAUUUGUUUUCUCAUAUGUGUGUUGCCAGUAGAAGCCACAAUUCUGUGGGUACUCUAGGUGGUGCAGAAAGCACCUAGAACCUCCCUAGAGGUUGAAGUGCCGAUCAAACUUCAGUCUUGUGCUCUAUUAAUUCCAAUUGGCAGUACUGGGGGUGGUUCAGAUUCUGGGGCAGUGCUUUUGGCCAGCAGAGGGUGUCACAAGGCCAGCCUACUUUCCCUUUAAAGCAAACUUGGGUGUCCAGCUGGUUUUGGACUACAACUCCCAUCAUCCCUCGCUAGAACCAAUGGGGAGGGAUGAUGGAAACUGUAGUCCGGGAGCUGCUGGGGACCCAAGUUUGGGAAAGCCUGCUUCAAAGCAACUUUUCCAUCUUGCCCGCAAAGAUGGGACCUGUCCAUGUUUGUAUCUUCUUGUAUUUUGUUUUCCUCAUGACCUUUGUGCGUUUAUUUUUAAGAGGGCAAAUUGAAAGAGAAAUUGUAUGGCAAGUUGCAGAAGAAUAAAAGGUUGUGUUUGAAAAAACACACCAAAAACUGGGGGUGGCAUCCUUAAAUAUUUUAUUGGGGGUGGGGCAAAGACCUCUAGGCCUUUAAGAGUUGGCGCCUAUUCCCUACACCCACAGGUCUCAGGAUGGUUCCAACAUAAAAAAACAAGAAACAAAAAAACAACCACAUAUUAAAAGGGCAUUAGAUGUCAAUCAGCCAAAAGCCUGGUUAAAAAGGUGCGUCUGCCUGGUUCCUAAGGCUGUAUAAUGGUUUUUCCGGCCAUUGUAUGGAUUCUUUGAUGGGAAGUAAGAUUGGCACUGUGACUGAAGCUCUUUCCACAUUCUACACACUGAUAGGGUUUCUCCCUGUAUGAAUUCUUUUAUGGGAAAUGAGAGAGGAACUAUCUGUGAAGCUCUUUCCACAUUCCACACACUGAUAGGGUUUCUCCCCUGUAUGAAUUCUUUGAUGGGAAGUGAGAUGGGAGCUCUGACUGAAGCUCUUUCCACAUUCCAAACACUGAUACGGUUUCUCCCCUGUAUGGAUUCUUUGAUGGGAAGUGAGAUUGGAGCUCUUCCUGAAGCUCUUUCCACAUUCAACGCACUGAUAGGGUUUCUCCCCUGUAUGAAUUGUGUGAUGGGAAGUGAGAGAGGAGCUACAUGUGAAGGUCUUUCCACAUUCCACACACUGAUAGGGUUUUUCCCCUGUAUGAAUUAUUUGAUGGGAAGUGAGAGAGGAGCUAUUUCUGAAGCUUUUUCCACAUUCCAUGCACUGAUAGGGUUUUUCCCCUGUAUGAAUUCUUUGAUGGGAAGUAAGGGAGGAGCUCUUCCUGAAGUUCUUUCCACAUUCCACGCACUGAUAGGGUUUCUCCCCUGUAUGAAUUGUUUGAUGGAAAGUGAGACUGUGGCUGUGAGUGAAGUUCUUUCCACAUUCCACGCACUGAUAGGGUUUCUCCCCUGUAUGAAUUCUUUGAUGGGAAGUGAGAUUGGAGCUCUGACUGAAGCUCUUUCCACAUUCCACACACUGAUAGGGUUUCUCCCCUGUAUGAAUUCUUUGAUGGGAAGUGAGAGAGGAGCUACAUGUGAAGGUCUUUCCACAUUCCACACACUGAUAGGGUUUCUCCAGUGUAUGAAUUCUCUGAUGCUUAGUGAGAUUGGAACUCUUCCUGAAGUUCUUUCCACAUUCCGCGCACUGAUAGGGUUUCUCCCCUGUAUGAAUUCUUUGAUGGAAAGUGAGAGAGGAGCUCUGACUGAAGCUCUUUCCACAUUCCACACACUGAUAGGGUUUCUCCCUGUAUGAAUUCUUUGAUGGAAAGUGAGAGAGGAGCUCUGACUGAAG
Molecule: messenger RNA, 3885 nt
Organism: Podarcis lilfordi (Lilford's wall lizard)
Lineage: Eukaryota; Metazoa; Chordata; Lepidosauria; Squamata; Lacertidae
Source: the annotation of a GenBank genome assembly